GCAUGUUUGAACUGAAAAAGAUUGCAACCUUUGGAAGAUAAGUAGCUCAACAAAGAAGCGUCUGAAGAAUUGUUCGUGGGAUCUGUUUUCCUUUUUGAUCCUGUAGUGAGGUUACAAUAAUUUUCUCCGUGUAUGGGUGUUUGAUCAAGGUUCAUCAUGGCUACUAGCUCCUUCAAGCUCCCAGCGAUUCAGUCGAAUGAUAAAGGAUGGGGACCUUGCGAGCCUGCAGAGGGCUUCAAAGUACCCUACCAGCAGUACAGCAAGGCAGAUAAGUUGGGAAAGGCUGCAAAUUGGACAGACUCAGCUUACCAGGAUCGUCGUUACAUGAACCGGUACAACUCGCAAUUCGCCUCCGGAGCUACCCUGUUCCAGUAUAUUCAUGAAGAGGACGAAUCGUCCUUCCAGCUUGUUGAUACUACUCGCCCGCAGCGUCCUGGAUACCUGCGUAACAGAACCCGGUUCCAGCGCAACAACAAUGCUCGCAGAGACAGAGAACGUCGCGAGGAAAGGAAGAUGGAGACAUUGUCAAAGGUACAGAAGGGUCGUGACCGGGAUCGUUUGAGAUUGCAGCGCAAAUGGCAGAAGCAAUGGUAUGGACGACGGUGGAACGAUCAGCCGAAAACGCAGCUGAAACCUCGUCAAGCAAGUGUGGAGAUUCACCCGGAAUGGAGAUGUGUACACGAAAUCGAAUUCGCACAGUUGUCCAAGCUUCAUUUCGAGGUUGAGCCAGCUGAAGAUUUGAAGACCUGCGGCAGUCUGGAGUACUACGACAAGUCUUAUGACCGUGUCACUACAAAGCACCAGCGACCGCUUGCCGGUGUGACGAGAGUGUUCCACAAGGUCACCUCCACUGAUGACCCUGUUAUAAGGAAGUUAAGCAGCGAAGGAAAUGUGUUCGCUACGGAUGCCAUCCUAGCAUGUUUGAUGAGUUGUUCACGCUCCGUGUACAGUUGGGAUAUCAUUGCUCAGCGUGUUGGCAACAAGCUCUUCUUGGACAAGCGUGACAACUCGCAGUUCGAUCUUCUCAGUGUUUCAGAAACUGCCACGGAACCUCCACAAGAUGAAGGUGCCAGUAUCAAUGCACCGGCCAACCUUGCUCUGGAGGCUACCUUCAUCAACCAGAACUUCUCGCAGCAAGUGCUUAAGCGUGGCAGUGAACGUCACCAGUUUGCCGAAUCGAAUCCGUUUGUCACGGAAGAUGACGAGGGAGAGGUUGCUUCGGUCGGGUAUCGCUACAGGAAGUGGAAUCUUGGAGAGGACAUUACGCUGGUAGCCCGCUGUGAGCACGAUGCUGUGUCUACAACGAAACCCGGUGGUGAGCUGCAGUACAUGAGCAUCAAGACACUCAACGAAUGGGAUCCCAAGGUGGCCGGUGUUGACUGGCGCCAGAAGCUGGACAACCAGCGCGGUGCUGUCCUUGCAACUGAGCUGAAGAACAACUCGUGCAAGCUUGCCAAGUGGACGCUGUCCGCACUGCUCGCCGGCUCGGACAUCAUCAAGUUUGGCUAUGUGUCCCGUGUCAGCCCGCGUGAUUCCUCCAAGCAUGCCAUCCUUGGCACACAGCAGUUCAACCCAAAUGAGUUCGCUGCUCAGAUCACCCUGGACAUGUCCAACUGCUGGGGUGUGCUGCGAGUCAUCAUCGACGCUCUCAUGGGUAUGCAGAGUGGCAAGUACCUGAUCGUCAAGGACCCUAACAAGCCGGUCAUGCGUAUCUACAGCAUCCCGCAGAACACGUUUGAAAGUGACGAUGAUGAUGAGGAGGAGGAUAGUGAAGAGGAAGACGACGACGAGGAGGAAAAGGAAGAAGAGGCUUGAUGAGAUCAUCUUCCGUUUCUGCACAUGGAGGACACCCACUCUUAAUGGCGUGAGAUUUGUGUGCUACAGAAUUAGUUGUGUGCUCAUGCUGUACGCCCAGUGCAGCUCCCGGAUGCUCUGCUGUUGCUUUGUUUAGUACGGUGUCACCACUGUAUGCACCAUGUACAUACAUGUACAUACAUGUCCCGUGUAUGUGUAGCAGCGCUGGGGAGAACUGGCAUGGGAUCCCGUCGAUAGCGGGCACUCUGGCGGGCUCGACUGCGCAUUCCGCACGCACUCUGUGGCCGUGUUGCCUGUGAGAACUACUGCUCUCUCCGUUUCUUUUCACCCAUGCAGGCUGUACAGGUUGUUUUUAUAUAUCGGUAGUCUUUUUUUUUCACUGCAGGCUUUGCCCUGUGCCGGUCAGUAUCCUAACAUAAUGAACAUGUAUGUACCUUCCACAUCACAUGGACUGCUCUUUUUCAUGCUUUCUCCCGUUUUUAGCUGAUUCUUACUUUAGUCCGUGUGACCAUGUGUGGGUGUUUCAUUAUAAUGUUUCCUAAUGUUGCCCAUGUUGUUACCUGUAUUGGCCUCUAAAUAUUUUGCUAUGCCCACUCGGUGCUUGGUA
Molecule: messenger RNA, 2422 nt
Organism: Sycon ciliatum
Lineage: Eukaryota; Metazoa; Porifera; Calcarea; Leucosolenida; Sycettidae
Product: eukaryotic translation initiation factor 3 subunit D-like
Exons: 2
Coding region: 157-1815 (552 amino acids)
Biological process (GO): translational initiation
Cellular component (GO): eukaryotic translation initiation factor 3 complex; cytoplasm
Molecular function (GO): translation initiation factor activity
Source: RefSeq, a predicted model, not a curated record